CUUCACUGCUUACAUCACUAACUAGCCAGUUCCCUCCAGCAGCAGAGAGCUUCAUUUUCUGAUCUGCUUUUGUGCUAAAAUGGAGGCUGGCCUCUCGCCCUGAGUAGAUCGCCUUCCUGGUUGAGGUUUAGAUGUUGACAUGCAAUAAAUCUGGAGACAGGAUGGUUGUGGAUGCUCCUAAUUCCAAUGGGCCUUUUCAGCCGGUGGCUCUUAUGCACUUCAGAGAUGUGGCCCCCGCAGAGCAGGAGAAGCUCUUCAUCCAGAAGCUACGGCAGUGCUGCGUUCUCUUUGACUUCCUGUCCGACCCGCUGAGCGACCUGAAAUGGAAGGAAGUAAAGCGGGCGGCGUUGAGCGAGAUGGUGGAGUACAUCACCCACAACAGGAAUGUCAUCACAGAGCCCAUCUACCCGGAGGUGGUGCACAUGUUUGCGGUGAACAUGUUCAGAACAUUGCCUCCAUCGUCCAACCCCACUGGAGCGGAGUUUGAUCCAGAGGAAGACGAGCCAACACUUGAAGCUGCAUGGCCACACCUCCAGCUCGUCUAUGAGUUUUUCCUUAGGUUUCUAGAAUCACCCGACUUUCAGCCUAACAUAGCGAAGAAAUACAUCGACCAGAAAUUUGUUAUGCAGCUCCUAGAUCUAUUUGACAGUGAGGAUCCCAGAGAGAGAGACUUCCUCAAAACUACCCUCCACAGGAUCUAUGGAAAGUUCCUGGGGCUGAGGGCGUACAUCAGAAAACACAUCAAUAACAUUUUCUAUAGGUUCAUCUAUGAGACGGAGCACCAUAAUGGUAUAGCUGAACUACUGGAAAUUCUUGGAAGCAUAAUCAAUGGAUUUGCCUUACCACUAAAAGAAGAGCACAAGAUUUUCCUGUUGAAGGUUUUAUUGCCUCUGCACAAAGUCAAAUCACUCAGUGUCUACCAUCCACAGCUGGCCUACUGCGUGGUGCAGUUUUUGGAAAAGGACAGCACUCUAACUGAGCCGGUGGUAAUGGCCCUUUUAAAGUACUGGCCAAAGACUCACAGUCCCAAGGAGGUGAUGUUUCUCAACGAGCUGGAGGAGAUCCUGGACGUCAUCGAGCCCUCUGAGUUUGUCAAAGUGCAGGAGCCUCUCUUCAGACAGCUGGCCAAGUGUGUGUCCAGCCCGCACUUCCAGGUGGCCGAGAGAGCUCUUUACUACUGGAACAACGAGUACAUCAUGAGUCUGAUCAGCGACAACGCAGCGAAGAUCCUGCCCAUCAUGUUCCCGGCUCUGUACCGCAACUCCAAGACCCACUGGAACAAGACCAUCCACGGCCUCAUCUACAACGCUCUGAAGCUCUUCAUGGAGAUGAAUCAGAAGCUCUUCGACGAUUGCACACAGCAGUUCAGGGCUGAGAAAAACAAAGAGAAGGCAAAAUCUAAAGAACGUGAGGAGGCUUGGAUUAAGAUUGAGAACCUCGCCAAGUCAAAUCCACAGUUCUUUAUGUAUGUUGAUUCCUCUGACCUCAAUAGUCCUGUAGCAAUGGAGACGGAUGUCCCUUUGAUAGAAGAUGUUCAGAGGUUAAAAAAGACAGUUGAGGAGGGCGCGACUCAGUUACAGCAUGACCAGCGGAAAGAGCGGCCUAUGGUGCGACGCAAAUCUGAGUUGCCUCAGGAUAUCUACACCACAAAAGCCUUGGAGUCCCACCGCAGAGCUGAUGACAUGUUGACCACCCACGAUGGACUCUAGGUCCCGCCUCCUGCCGGCUCUCUGUUCAACUGCCCCCCCCCCCCAUUUCCCCUCCUCCACAGCCAUGGACAUCCUCCUCGCCCAGGUGCCAGAAUUAUACUGGCGACCCAUGUUGGGCUCUCCAUCCCUCCUCUCAGUUUACCCAGAAUCCUCAGUUCUCUUCCAUUCCGGCUGCCCUAGUGCAGAAGCCCUGUAUCUUCCCCCCUCAGAUUUCUGCUUUCUCAGGUUUUUGUCUUUAUUUGGAGAAGAGUGGGAGUGUGUUUGUUGUGUCUUUUUAGCCCUUGCCACAUUUACGUUCCGACUAUUCCCCCCCCUUCGAUUACCUUCCUUUGUCCCGCCCUCCCCCUGUAGGUCCCUGUAAAUGUGGAACCUGGGAGUACGGAUGCCACAGACGCUGGUUCCAUCAUUCCAUUCACACAAUGGAUUGGACGUGGAAACAUAGGAACUGACUGACUCACUGUCUAAGGAUCGUCUCUUGAUCUCUGCUUGGUUUUCUUUUCCGUCAAAGGGAACAAAAACAGACCCUGUUGGUCAGAUGAAAGACAAUACUUUCCCGUCAUCCGUUUUCUUUUCUUUUUUGCUAAAUCUAACGGACAUCUUGUCAGUGCCAAGACGUUUGUGUUCUUUGUUUGUUUCAUGUUUUUAUCUUUGACUUUAACAGGAACACCUGCCUUUGUUUUUGGUCACUGGUGUUAUAGAAGAUUUUUUUUUUUUUUUUUUUUUUUAGUUUAGCACGCCAGACCAAACUGAGGCUCGUCCUUAGCCUUGCAAUGUCCAGGAGAGGAGGCGAGGAAAGAGGAAGUUGUCCUGUGGACAUCUGACUCUUUCCAUUUUAUUGUUUUGUGCCAUAUGCCGCUCUUUGAUAUGCUUGCUUCCUUAUGUUCAUUGGCAAUAUUUGAAUACCAGACCAUAGUAAUGACUAUACAGUUCAAACAAUGGUACUUACUGUUUUUGAGUUUGACAGAUGAGGAGGAACCUGAGUGAAAGCUGUAUGUAUUUACCACCUAAGUUGCAGGAACAAUAGCUUGGAUGUAGCAAGGAGAGCCAUUGGAUGCAUGAAACGGCUGCACACUGAAUAAAAAGAGGAGAGCUUGUGGGGUGUUCAGGGUGAAUGGUGGGAUUUUUAUAUAUACUGUAAAAUGAAUAGUGAUUAUUAUCUUUGUAAAGGAAAUAUAAUUAGAGAUAUGUGUUUAGUUGAAUGGAAGAAGAGGCACAGAUCUGUACUUUCUCAACACUUAAACUCCACACACUGAUGAUUUUUAUCAGCCGUUACAAAGUUAGAACCUUUGCUCAUUGUGCUUAUUUUUUAGAGCAUGGAGGUGUAUUGGUACUGUAUGCUGUAAAGAUUUCUAAUGUCCUAAUUACAAAUAGAAAUUAAUUUAUUAUAAAAUAAGAUCUGUCAACCUUAGUAGCUAUUAACAUACUGACAUUAAAUGAAUAAUACACUUGAUGAAAGCUACCAAAAAUAUGUUUUUGUUGCUACCAUUCCUAGUUUCAGGCUUGCGAGUUGUUUUGUUUCAGUGAGGAAGCUGUUUAAGGGUUGGUAAGAUAUCUUCCAGUCUGUACCAUUGUUUAAACUAAGGAGGUCUGCUAGAUUUCUUCAUAUUUGAUGUGUUGUAUUUCUUUGUCUUGUCUCUGGAGGUUAAGUAGCGUGGAUGUCAGGUCUUUGGAUUUGUUUUGUUCUGGCCAUUCAGGAUGCCCACACGCUGAAACAGACUGGUAUCAAAUGGCCACAAAAAUGCCAGAUGCUGAAAAUAAACUGACAUUGUGACUUGGCUUGUUAACUGUAUUAAUACUGUAUUUGCUUGAAUGCAAAAAGAUGUAAAUUAAAACUACCAUGUUAAACAUGUACCUUUUACCCUGGAGGAAUGCCAUUCACCAAACUGAUUUCUGUUGUCGAGGUCAUUGCGUUUAUGAAACAGUCCUGCUUGCUGGGAGAGAUGUUUUAUGAGUUUGAGUCAAGAGGUGUUUGAGGUGAGUGCAGAAAAACAAGUUGGCCGUGAAAACAAGAGAUGAUUUGGUGGCUUGUUCUCUUUCUGCAGGAUCUUUGCAGAUCUUUUAAUUUCACAUAAUUUCCAAAACAUGAUAACUUAAAGUGUCCUUUUGUAUGUGACCUGUACUAUAUGAUUCAUUUAAUAUUGUAUAUAUGAUUUACCUUGUUUCAUGUAGUGUUAUAUAUCUAGAUUAAUUUUGUACAAAUUGUCCCUCUGUACAGAAUAAAACAUCAAUAGCAAGUGAAAGAAGUCAAUCUGGCACAUACCGUCUUAUUUCUCCACUUUUUGUUUUUAGAUGUACUUUCAGCAACACAAGGAUUUGGAAAAUGUUCUUAUUUUUAUUAUCAAAUCUGCAAAGUUUCCUCCCUCCUCUAUAUAACUGACAAAUGUUCAUGCCCGUUGUGUGCUCCUAUCACUGUCUUUAGUGGUGUACAACUAUAUAGUAUAAAUAAAGAGAUUAUUUGAAUAUA
Gymnodraco acuticeps is the source of this 4173-nucleotide messenger RNA. It is a transcript of the gene ppp2r5ca, whose product is annotated as protein phosphatase 2, regulatory subunit B', gamma a. The record is from RefSeq and is a predicted model, not a curated record. Gene Ontology annotation, biological process: signal transduction; protein dephosphorylation. The coding region runs from base 132 to 1709 and encodes 525 amino acids. The transcript is spliced from 14 exons. Gene Ontology annotation, molecular function: protein phosphatase activator activity. Gene Ontology annotation, cellular component: cytosol; protein phosphatase type 2A complex; nucleus. Lineage: Eukaryota; Metazoa; Chordata; Actinopteri; Perciformes; Bathydraconidae.